AUGGCUAACGGAGGGAUCAGGGCCGAUUCUAGUUUUUCUUCUCGUUCGCUACCCGAAAGGUCUGUGGAGGCCAGCUCGGAGGAGACCUCCGGCAGAUCGGAGUCUUCGUCCUCUAGUUCUUCUUCCAUCAGGGUUCCCUCGGUCGUAGUGCGGGGAACGGCUCAGACCUGGGAGGUGGUCCCGCCUUCUCGCAAAGCGGUAAAGGGAAAACGACCUGGGGCGUCGAUAGGUGGAGCCAUGGUUAGUUCGACCCCUCUGAUCCGUAUUCCGAAUCCUCAAACUCUGGAGACUAAGAGAAAAGGGGAGAGGCUGGACUUGCCGCCGAGCAAGAAA
Messenger RNA from Microthlaspi erraticum, 333 nucleotides. The record is from the annotation of a GenBank genome assembly. Lineage: Eukaryota; Viridiplantae; Streptophyta; Magnoliopsida; Brassicales; Brassicaceae.